Molecule: messenger RNA, 1407 nt
Organism: Penicillium crustosum
Lineage: Eukaryota; Fungi; Ascomycota; Eurotiomycetes; Eurotiales; Aspergillaceae
Product: FAD-dependent oxidoreductase
Exons: 4
Coding region: 1-1407 (468 amino acids)
Molecular function (GO): monooxygenase activity; FAD binding
Source: RefSeq, a predicted model, not a curated record
AUGAAGAUUGUCAUUGUUGGCGCCGGGAUCGCCGGAUGUGCAGCUUACCUGGAGCUGCAAAAGCACCUCCCGCGGCCUACCAAAUCCGAUGAACCUCAUGAGAUCACUAUCUACGAGGCAUACAAUACAAAAUUGAGCAUCACAGCUGAUGAAAGAACAGAGGAACACACACAUUCCUCUACAUUACUUGUUGGGGGUGGACUAGGCGUUGCACCCAAUGGCUUGAACGUAUUGAAACGCCUUGAUGAAGAGCUGCUGAAGGACGUUGUGCGUGGGGGCUACGUUACAACAAUUUCCAACAUGAAAAAUAAAAAUGGCUGGCCCCUUUUUUCGAUGAAAAGUGCUUCUUCGGAUGAGAACAACAACAAUCCCCCCCACAUGCUCGCGACUAGUCGCCACUCGCUUUGGACUGCUUUGCGGGGACGAAUUCCAGACCACCAUAUCAUCCACAAAAGAAUAUCCCAAGUUCUUGUCCGACCGGAUGGAAGGAACUUGAUUCACUUUGUCGAUAACACCCCUCCAGUGGAGGCGGAUCUGGUUAUCGGUGCGGACGGUGUCCGAGGUAUUGCUAAGCGAGCACUUUUCCCAGAUGCCGAAGAGGAUCCAUAUCCCCCGAACUAUGAAGGUCUCGUCGGGGUUGGGGGCUUCAUCCCUGCCGCAGAUGUAAAAGACAUCGUCGAACCGGGGUCCAUGAAUUUUGUAUUUGGUGGAAAUGGGUUCUUCGGAUACUUCUUUUCGGAAAGCUCCAUGUCUGCUGCUAACCGGGACUCGCCUUAUCACGUCUCUGAUCCAGGAGACUCCCUUGCUUGGUGGUCAACCUAUGAGAUCAAAGAAUGCCCUGAUUUGAAAACACUCGACAUGGACGACGUGACUCGGCAGCUGCGUGAGAGAUAUGCGAAUUGGAAGGAGCCUGUUGUGAAAAAAGUGAUUCAGUCCCUUCGGGUUAAAAACAUGUAUCCAACAUGGACUUUACCUACACUUCCAACGUGGGAGCGAGAUGGUGUCGUGCUCGUUGGAGACGCAGCACAUGCGCUUCCUUCAAGCUCUGGCCAAGGCUCUUCUCAAGCACUAGAGGAUGUUGAAGCCCUUGCUUUGCUUUUGGCCCAUCACCUCCAUAUGGGCAAUGCACGCCUAGAUGAGGUAGCACCAAAGGCCCAGAAGAAUGCGAUCAAGGCAGCCGCUUCACAGUAUGUGAACUUGCGUCAGCCGCACGUGAACGCAAUAUUGGAAUCUGCACAGAAGAUUCAGAACAGUAAGCGUGAAAUGGGCAUACUAAAGGAGUAUUUUAUGUAUGGGGUGAUGAAAAUAAUGGGACUCUUCCCUGGUCUUAUGAGCAAUCAGAUUCGCAUAGUGACGGAAUAUAACAUUGCAGAUGAUGUUGCGCGAAUAAUUGCCAGUGAUAACUGA